This is a messenger RNA of Musca vetustissima, 2160 nucleotides long. RefSeq names its product poly(ADP-ribose) glycohydrolase (gene Parg). Gene Ontology annotation, biological process: ATP generation from poly-ADP-D-ribose; carbohydrate metabolic process; nucleotide-sugar metabolic process. NCBI's taxonomy places the organism in Eukaryota, Metazoa, Arthropoda, Insecta, Diptera, Muscidae. Gene Ontology annotation, molecular function: poly(ADP-ribose) glycohydrolase activity. Gene Ontology annotation, cellular component: cytoplasm; nucleus. The record is from RefSeq and is a predicted model, not a curated record. Bases 1 to 2160 code for a protein of 719 amino acids. The transcript has 4 exons.
AUGACACAACGUAUAACGGUGGCGACGGUCAAGUGUGGUGGACGAAUGUUGGGCGAUGGUGAAGAAGAUACGGGCCAUAUUACCGAUAAUGGUCAAAAUGAGGAUACAACAUGGCGUGGCUGUUGUAUGGAUGAAAUUUAUAGAAAUCUAGAUCCAUUCGAAUUGGAACAUGUGGCUCCGGUUAAACCGUCUGACAUACAUACGGUGCUACACCACUUUCCCAUACGGGACGAUGACAAAACGCCACCAAGGCCUCUGAAAAGCCACCCGAAGUGGGAUGCCUUCCAUGUAAGACUGCCGUGUUCGAAUAAAUCACAAUAUCCAGUUGUGGCCGAAGAUGGCACAUCAUCCAUAGAGAAUCGCUGGGAAAUGAUUGAGAAGGCAUUGUUAAGACCCAUUGAAAAUUCGCGGGAUUUGGAAUCGGCCAUAUUGUCGUACAAUACAAAAUACGAAGGACAUUGGACAUUUCGCGCUUUACACAAACUCUUCGAAGAAGAAUUGGAUGAGGAUGAGUCAAAGGUUUUCUUUGAGGAUCUGCUGCCGCGUGUCAUACGCUUGGCGCUUCGACUGCCGGAAUUGGUGCAGGCACCAAUACCUUUGCUUAAACAGGGGAAAUGUCAUGCGAUAACAUUGACACAGGAACAAAUAUCAUGUCUACUGGCAAAUGCAUUUCUCUGCACAUAUCCACGUCGCAAUACGCUAAAGAAGAAAUCCGAAUACAGUACCUUUCCAGAUAUUAACUUUAAUCGAUUGUUUCAAUCGUCUGGAUCUGCAGUACUGGAGAAAAUCAAAUGUAUUUGUCAUUAUUUUCGUCGGGUGUGUCCCACAGAGAAUGAUCGCUCCAAUGUGCCUACGGGAUGUGUUACAUUUGAACGGCGUAUUAUACCGCUAAGCGAACUGCCAAAUUGGUCAGCCUCUGGCAAGCCAUUGGGUGUGACACCCUUGCACAUCAAUUCGGCUGGCACGAUAGAAGACCAGGGUGUUGGUUUGUUGCAAGUCGACUUUGCCAAUAAAUUUCUGGGUGGUGGUGUUUUGGGCGGCGGAUGUGUCCAGGAGGAAAUACGUUUUGUUAUUUGUCCAGAGUUGAUUGUAUCGAAACUUUUUACUGAAUGUCUGAGACCCUCUGAAGCAUUGGUAAUGGUGGGCUGUGAACGUUAUAGCAAUUACAGUGGCUAUGCCAACACAUUUCAAUGGGAUGGAAAUCAUGAGGACAUGACACCACGUGACUCAUCGAGGCGACGCAUGUGUCAUAUUGUGGCCAUUGAUGCGCUACUUUUUCAUCAGUCGUCGCAUCAAUAUCGCGAGGAGUUAAUGCUGCGCGAAUUGAAUAAAGCCUAUGUGGGAUUUUUCCAUCCUCUAAGUACCACAGCACCGGGUGUUGCGUCUGGAAAUUGGGGUUGUGGAGCAUUUGGUGGUGAUGCAAAUCUUAAAGCCCUAUUACAACUUAUGGCCUGUACGGUGACUAGCCGUCCAUUAGUAUAUUUUACCUUUGGCAAUGAAGAGUUGCGUGAUCAAGUUCACAAGAUGCAUACAUAUUUCAUAGAAAAUAAUAUUCUUGUCAAGGAGCUAUGGGCGGUAUUGAAAAAAUUCUAUGCCAGUAAAUUAUCCGGAACGGAAUUGUAUAAAUUUAUAUACUGUGAAUUGGAUAAAUUAAAGCGUAGUCAGCAGGAAAAACCAAACAAUGCAACCGAAACCCCCCCGAAUAAUGUUCCAACAGCAAUGUCAAAGGUUGAAACCAAGGAACCCAAAACAUUAUCGCCUAGUAAAUCCCUUUCCCCAAAGCCAAGCACGUCCUUGAAUGCAAAACGUAGCUUAGAGGAAAGUCUGGAUGUAUUCGCUUCGACAUCCUCCGAAGCUGAGAAUAACUCAAAUAUAACACCGCCGCCAAAGGUAACGGCUAUCGAUCUAAGUAUAUCGGAUGAUAGUGAUACCGAUCAAAUGCUAGUGGCUGCCACCGAUAGAGCCUGUGAAACCUUGACGCCAAGUAAAAACAAACAAGAAAAACAAUCACCAGCAGCAGCAACAGCUAAACAAGGAUCGCCCGGUAUAUCGAAGCCAAGACAACGUACACUUUUGGAAAUGUUGGACCAGACAUAUAACCACAUUACCGGGCCGGCAACAAAACGUUAUUGUGUUAAUAAAUCACCUCAAAAGCCGUAA